Molecule: messenger RNA, 5072 nt
Organism: Seriola aureovittata
Lineage: Eukaryota; Metazoa; Chordata; Actinopteri; Carangiformes; Carangidae
Gene: stim1a
Product: stromal interaction molecule 1a
Exons: 14
Coding region: 188-2617 (809 amino acids)
Biological process (GO): intracellular calcium ion homeostasis; activation of store-operated calcium channel activity; store-operated calcium entry
Cellular component (GO): plasma membrane; endoplasmic reticulum
Molecular function (GO): calcium channel regulator activity; protein binding; calcium ion binding
Source: RefSeq, a predicted model, not a curated record
CAUUCUGCGGCUUUUUCGGUUCAGUCUCUCGGUCGCGGGGAAAGAGACCGACACAUUUUUUUUUCUUUUAACAGGAGGUGGAGUUCGCUGUGCUUCAACUCCGGGGAACCAGGCAUCUGCUGCAAUGUUAACACAGAGCUGAAACUACACAUCUGCUGCCUCUGAUACAUGACAGCAUACACCAGUCAUGGAGUUCAACAAAUUUGUGACCUUGUGGAUAUUUUGCUUAUGCCUCGUUGGAGAAAGUUGGACCGACAAAACAAGUUCACCCACAUCAGAUAGUCAGAUUGUUGAAAACGAGGUGUCAGAUUUUUGUCGCAUCGAUGAGCCACUGUGCAAUGAUGAGAAUGCUCGUCUCAGCUUCGAGGCUAUCGGUAGUAUCCACAAUCAGAUGGAUGAUGACGCAAACGGCAAUGUAGACGUGGUAGAGACAGACGGCUUCCUCAGAGAAGAUCUAAACUACCAUGACCCCAAGGCCAAACAUAACAGCUUCCAUGGGGAUGACCAGUUCAUCAGUGUGGAGGACUUGUGGAAUGCAUGGAAGAGCUCUGAAGUGUAUAAUUGGACAGUGGAUGAGGUGGUGGAGUGGCUCAUCACCUAUGUGGAGCUGCCACAAUAUGUGGACGCAUUUCGCAAGAUGAAUUUUAAUGGAACUGCCAUGCCAAGGCUUGCUGUGAAGAACACCACUCUGACACUCUCUAUUCUGAAGAUUUUGGAUCGCAGCCAUGUGCAAAAGUUGCAGCUCAAAUCUUUGGACACUGUGCUGUUUGGAGCACCCCUGAUGAAUAGACAUAAUCACCUGAAGGACUUCAUGCUGGUAGUGUCAAUAGUCAUCGGCAUGGGUGGCUGCUGGUUUGCCUACAUACAGAAUCGCUACUCUAAGGACCACAUGAAGAAGAUGAUGAAAGACCUGGAGGGCCUGCAGAGAGCUGAGCAGAGUCUGCAUGAUCUACAACAGAAGCUGCAGAUCGCCCAGGAGGAGCACCGUACGGUAGAGGUGGAGAAGGUUAACCUGGAGCAGAAACUGAGGGAUGAGAUUAAUGCAGCAAAGCAGGAGGCCCAACGACUGAGAGAGCUGCGUGAGGGCACAGAGAAUGAACUGAGUCGCCAAAAGUAUGCAGAAGAAGAGCUAGAACAGGUGCGCAUGGCGUUGAAGAAAGCUGAGAAGGAGUUGGAGUCACGGAGUAGCUGGUCACCACCAGAGUCUCUCCAGAAGUGGCUGCAACUCACUCACGAGGUGGAAGUGCAGUACUACAACAUCAAGAAGCAAAAUGCUGAACGGCAGCUCCUGGUAGCCAAAGAAGGGGCGGAGAAGAUAAAGAAAAAGAGGAACACUCUCUUCGGAACUUUCCAUGUGGCUCACAGUUCCUCCCUGGAUGAUGUGGACCACAAAAUACUGGCAGCAAAACAAGCCCUGGGUGAGGUGACCGCUGCCUUGCGGGAGAGGCUUCACCGCUGGCAGCAGAUAGAGAUCCUCACAGGUUUUACCAUUGUCAACAACCCAGGCCUUCCUUCGCUGGCCUCAUCCCUCAACCUCGAUCCCAGCUUCAUGGGUGGCAGAGCUACACCUCAGCACUUCAUCAUGUCUGACGACAUGGACGACUUGGACGAAGAUAUCAUGCCUGGAACUCUGCAAUAUGGCACCCGACUGUUGGAAAGGCGAGCCAGUGAACUGUGGUCCGUCGGUUCCAACUGUCACCCCAUGUGGAAAUAUCCUGCUCCCAGUAUGAUGUCCCUACGCCAACGCCACAUUGACCCCCAGCUGGCCAUGGGCUCCCAGAGGUUGGUAGAGAGUUGCCUGUUGGCGGGGCAGCAGGGAGAGGGAACCCCAUACUCAUCCAGGUCUAGGGCUACCCUCAGACAGUCACGCAGCCAGUCGUUUGGGCAGCUUGAGUGUCUUCCUCUGCCUCCUCUUUCCUCAGCUGUGUCUCAUCCUUCCAUCAUCUUCAGCUCCAGCCCAAACCCUCAGUCCUUGUCCUCCUCUUCCUCCUGCUUACCCAGCGCUGUGGGUGGGGGUGUAACCCAUCAUUCCUCCCAUUUAUAUCACACUUCUUUCCAGCCCAUGGACCCCAUUCCUGAUUUUACCUCGUGCAGCGACAGCUUCGGGGACCUAAAUCGCUCCGACUCCGACUCGUCCCUGUCCCUCUCUCAAGUUGGUGAUCGGCUAUCUGCUUACAGCUCCAAAGGCCACCUAAUGAAGCCCACCUCUCUCAUGCACGGCCUGUCCUCCCGCACAGAGGAUGCUAUCUCACUGCAUGCUCACACCCCCAACGGAGGCAACCGCAUUCAUGAGGGCAGUCCUGCCGAGCUCGUCCCUGACAGUCCCAUACUCAUGAAGAAGGUGUACGGCAUGGAGAAGUCGCCCAGCCUGGGAGAGAUCAACAGUCUGUCAGAGUCGUCCCGCUCCCUCAGCCCCAACUCCACUGAACCUGACACACCAUCACCUACAGGAGGGCAACUUGGGGCCGUGGGGCCAAAGGGCAGCACCCGCAUCCCACAGCUGUCCUCCAAGAAGAGCCCUCUGGAGGAGGACAGUGGCUCAACAGGAGAAGACACAGAUUCCACUGCCAGCCGCAAGAAACACACCUUCAAGAUCUUCAAGAAACAGAAGAAAUAAGGGCUACAUGAACUACAGGCUUUCAAAGCUUUCUGACUGUGUUCCUUCAGUCUGUUUUUGAAAAAAAGUUUCAAAGUUUUUGGGGUUCAUUAAUGGUGAAAUGAUGGCACAAUUUGUUGCCGCUGCAUCUUUGUGUAGGCACAGCACCUACUGAGAGAAGCUGUGGACUGUGGGAGCAAACAGCUUUUGAGUUUUAUCUGCUUAUUUGGUCAAUGUUGAAUAUGUGGGGAAUGGGUAGGUUUGUAUAUUGGAAUGUAAAGUAUUAUUUAUUCAGCAGGAAAUUGUGCCAGUCUCAAAGGGAAAUGUGUCUCCCAGUUGGUUUUUCUUUCUUGUUCUACAAUCUAUAACAUUUUGCAUGUCUUCACUUUUGUUUGACUGAUACUCGAAUGCUCUUAGUGUUUGCUUGUCGUUAACCUGCUUAAACUACACUUGAUGUUUCUUUUAUUGCUACCUAACCACCUAGCCUACAAAUCCAAAGUGAAUGCGCACUCUUUUAUUUUGACUGAGUACUUUGUUUCUAUUGAUGGUUACAAGUUUUUCUGUCUUUUGUUGUCUUCUUCUUGGCAGAGCAAAUAACACAUUGAGAAGAUCCUCAAACAGAAGUGUAGUAGUGAAAGCGGGACUAGUGUAUUUGUGACUCAGAUUUCACUUUCAGCUGUCAAAAAAUGUGCUAAGUACUGUUUGGAUUAAAAAUGCCGUAGUAAUAAUUUGCAGCCUCAGCUGUAACCCGAGAGCCCCUGAGUGACAUCAUCUUGCCUACAAAUGAGAGUUGGACAAGAGGUAAAUCUCCCUACAAAGUUACAAAAGGACCAUUAAAUUGCAGCAUUUUUCUUUUAGGGUUUUUAAUAUUUAGGGUUGAGUGCAUGUGAGCAUGAGUGUGAGAGAAGAAUGCUGUGCUGAUGUGUCAAGCUUUAAAACAAUGCCAAGUUUCACUACUGAUUAAUCUUUGGGUUUAUAUGUAUCCUCCCUGGACCGGGAGUCAAACAAGUGUUUGACAAGCGGGACAGGAGUCAAACACUUGUUUGAUGUUCUGAUUAAAAUGUCCAGAUUGGAUGUUGUGUCCUUUUAUCAUUAGGCAGAAAUGUAACCAAAAACUUAAUUACCAAAAUGUUAAACAUAAGUUAAAAAAUACCAGACACUGCGUGACAAUGGACUCUUUUCUGUCUGUGUAGUGAAUUUAAAAAUUAGGCUACAACUCGGAAAAAGUCUCUCUGAGGUGCUAGCUUUGUACACCUGCAGUAUAUACCAUGAAAACCAGGAUAUUUAACACAAAAUACUCAAAGCAUAUUUUUAGUCAUAGCUAUUUAAAAAAAAAAAACAGUUAACAGUUAUGUCUUGUUUUUUAAGAUUAUCCUCCUAAAAGAUAAAUGGCAUCCACAAACAUGGUGCGACUUUAACUUGGAUUUUGGCUCCUGCUCUUCUGUGUCUUAUCGUUUUUGUUUGAAUAAUUAUUCAGGUGGACAAUGAAAACUUCACAGUAGUUUGUCAGUGAAGGAUGGGCGCUGGUAAGGGCUAAACUACAAGGCAAAAUAAUUUGCUCUGUAUGAGAUAGGAAUUUUCAAAUUGUAAUCUACCUUUUAAGGAAGUUCAACAAGUUAUGGAGGCAGAAGACCAAUAGUGUCAAAAGUGCCAAAUCACUGUUCCUGUCAGAGGCCUUUGUAUUUGUAGUGUGUUUGGCUAUUUGAGCCCCUUUUACACAGAACCCAAAACCACAUGAUGUAUACUGUAUAUUCUGAGUUCAAACACUGAAUGUCCAAGGGUAUUCUUUCUGUAACAGUAUCAUCAGUAUGAUAUGUUUACAUUUGUUACAGAUAAUUCCCAUCCUCAGAUUACCACAGCAAAGAACGUUGUGCCAGUUUUAAUACUGACAGCUUUGUAUGAGCACAGAACUAUGCAUCCGUAGUUGUAGAUGAUUACUAAAGUAGUGCGGACACCAGACUAGGGUGCUCCUGAUCAAAGAACAACCAAAAAGUGCUGCAAAAGACAGUCGGCCUCCCCCAGCCUCAUAAUGUAACAGGUGGUUUGGAUGUUUAAGACAUGUCGAAAUAUGUUAUUUUAGAAACCAGCUGAAAAAAAAUAACAAUUUCCUACUGGUACUUUUUUAAAGUGUCAUUUGUACUUCUUUUGCACGACAGCUGUAAAUGGUUUAUGCCAUCUGAAUGUGUUUGAGUGGGUGUGUGUGUGUGUGUGUCCGUCUGCUCCCAGUAUAAUGCACUGUAAUGUUGAUGCAUGUCAACUGCUGUAACGAAACCUAUAUUGGGUUAGAAGAGUGGAUCGGCUUAAGCUCUUUACUCCCCACCCCUCUUGUUUUUUCUUUCUCUUUAAUUUGAGCUUCUAUUUAUGAAUACAUACAGUAUAUUUGUACAGAGAAAAUGAUAAUUUUGCAUCUUCUGUGAUGGUCUAGACUUUUAUGGCACUCCUGCAUGAUGGCAAUAAACUAUUUUGAAUGAAAAAA